Molecule: messenger RNA, 643 nt
Organism: Rhizophagus irregularis DAOM 181602=DAOM 197198
Lineage: Eukaryota; Fungi; Glomeromycota; Glomeromycetes; Glomerales; Glomeraceae
Biological process (GO): signal transduction; protein phosphorylation
Cellular component (GO): cytoplasm
Molecular function (GO): protein kinase activity; ATP binding
Source: RefSeq, a predicted model, not a curated record
AAAGUUUCAGCAUUAUAUAAACUUUAAUGACAAAAUGACUUUGUUGGCAAAAUGGAUUGAUAAAAAGAUAAAAGAUAAAUAUAUUCAUUAUUUUGAAUAUAAUGAAUUUAGUAAUAUUGUUGAAAUUGGUAGAGGAACUUUCGGUAGGGUGUAUAAAGCAGAAUUGGCUAAUACGGGAUUAGUCGCACUAAAAAGUUUUGUUGAUGAAUAUUCAAACAUUGAAGAAGAUGAACUCAAGAGAAUUGAUGAAGAGUUUGUCAACGAAUUAGAACUCCUUCAUGAGGUUGAUUGUCAUCAAAAUGUCAAUCAUAUUCUAGGGAUAACAAAAGUUUAUAGAAGCUAUAUUUUGGUGUUGGAAUACGCUAAUGAAGGAAAUUUAAGAGAUUAUUUGAUAAAUAAAUUUACUUCGUUGGAAUGGAAAGAUAAAAUUCAAAUGGCAUUGGAUAUUACUUGUGGAUUGAAAUUUUUGCACUCUAAAGGAAUAAUUCAUAGAGACUUGCAUUCAAAAAAUAUAUUAGUAAAUAAUGGAAAAUUAUCAAUUGCUGACCUUGGAUUGUCUAAAAAGUUGGCAGAAGCUGCAACUAAUUCAAUAGCUAAUAAAAUGGGAAUAAUUGAAUAUAUUGAACCACAAUGUAUCAAGUCU